This is a messenger RNA of Penicillium bovifimosum, 1350 nucleotides long. Its product is annotated as Rieske [2Fe-2S] domain protein. The record is from RefSeq and is a predicted model, not a curated record. The transcript has a single exon. Gene Ontology annotation, molecular function: 2 iron, 2 sulfur cluster binding. The coding region runs from base 1 to 1350 and encodes 449 amino acids. Lineage: Eukaryota; Fungi; Ascomycota; Eurotiomycetes; Eurotiales; Aspergillaceae.
AUGUGGAUCAACUGCGGCAAACUAUCCGACUUCAUUCAAGCGCGAUACGUCGUCCGAUUAACCACAGGCAAGAAAGUGGUCUUAUUCCGUCUACCGACGAUUGACAAAACCAGCCUAAAAGCUAACGAGACCAACGAUGGCUGGUCCUACUACGCCAUGGAAGCGGAAUGUCCGCAUGCCGGCGGCCCAAUGGCAGACUCCUCAGUCGACAUCGAGGACUCCGCAUACGUCGUGUCUUGUCCGUGGCACGCAUACGACUUCAACGUAGAGACAGGCGAGUCCAGUGUUGGGAUCAAGGCCUGCACCUUCCCUGUCGAUGUGCGCGGUGAAUUCCUUGCAUUGGAUUUCCCAGCUGAGGACGGAGGCAGCGUGGGGCUUGCGAGCGUUGAGCCUGUUAGUGAGAAGGUGAAGCUGAAGAACCCGCGGCCUGCACAGGGCGCUACUACUGUCGCCGCCGGCGAUAAAAAAGACAGCCCAGGCGCGGCGACGUAUCUCGGCGAUAAGGCGACGCUGUGUGACUGGGCGGCGCAUGUGCUGAACACAGCCAACCCCGAACACAAGAUCGAGCUGGCUACGCAUCUUUUCUCUAUUUUCACUGCGCGAGAGGCAUCUGAUACACCAAUGCCGCUUGGCAGGGGCACUGUCGCCGCACCCGACCAACCGCCCCGCGAGAAAAUGGAAACCGUUGACCCGAGCCAGAUGCCGAAGGCUGGAAAGGGCGGGACGCUGAAGAGCCGGAUAGCGAUGCUGCAUGCGCUCGCGAAUAUCGAGCUGUGGGCUAUCGACCUGGCCAUUGAUAUCUGCAUUCGCUUCGCGGCGUUCCAGACAGAGGGCACUGGAGAGGAACUUCCGCGUGCGUUCUUCCACGACUGGUUGAAGGUUGCCAAUGACGAGGCGAAGCACUUCUCGCUGCUGCGCACGCGACUCGAGGAGAUGGGGUCUUUCUUCGGCGCGCUGCCUGUGCAUCACAGUUUGUGGCUAUCGGCGACGGAGACGGCGUACGACCUGCGUGCGCGCAUCAGCAUUAUCGCGUUGGUCCAUGAGGCACGUGGUCUGGAUGUGAAUCCUAUGACUAUUGAGAAGUUCCGCAAGGCGGGUGAUGCGGAAAGUGUGCUUGCGCUGGAGGUUAUUCACAAUGAUGAGAUUACGCAUGUUACGACGGGGCAUCGGUGGUUGACUUGGAUUUGUGCUCAGGAGGGGACCGAUCCUGUUCAGGUGUUUCGAUCGAACGUGCAGAAGCAUUUUAAGGGUCCGAUUCGGGGGCCGUUCAAUGAGGAAGCGCGCUUGCAGGCUGGAAUGGAUAAGCGGUAUUAUGAGAGUGCUCCCAGUGCGGGAAUUGCAGCUUCAUGA